This is a messenger RNA of Temnothorax curvispinosus, 2160 nucleotides long. RefSeq lists its product as uncharacterized. The coding region runs from base 333 to 2138 and encodes 601 amino acids. The transcript is spliced from 3 exons. The record is from RefSeq and is a predicted model, not a curated record. NCBI's taxonomy places the organism in Eukaryota, Metazoa, Arthropoda, Insecta, Hymenoptera, Formicidae.
CCACUACUUUUCAAACGCUAGUGCGCUGUUACCAGAACCCCCGGGUCCCACUACUCCCCCCGAUGAAGCCUUCGAACCUCCCACUUCUUAAUCCUGGAAGCAUAUGUGGGGUAAUAUGUUACCCCACGCGAAAUUCAAAUUACACCCCUGACUUAGGAAGGUUCGUUUGCAUACCGAGACCUAACCAUAAUUCAGUUUAGUCAUCCGGCAGUCGACCUCCGUCAUUCAGCGAGUGCGUUAGAUCCGUGCAGCAGCUGUGACCGAAAAAGAAAAUCGUUUGGGGUAACGUAUUACCCCCACUCAGCCGUUUACGCUCGACAUUUACCACAAAAAUGUCUGCUCCUUACCAACCGCGCAGCGUUACUAGUGUACAUGAUAAUUUGAUGCAACAAGAGCGAAUUGCGGCAGACGACUUGCCUUCAGAUAGCGAAGAAGAUAAUGAAGAAUUACAGACUGACUCGGAAUCGGAAGAGGACAUUGAAGAUGAACCUUUUGAAGCAUCGACAGAAACUGAAGUUAGAGAAGGGUCAGAGAGUGAAGAUGGAAAUACUGCUGGACCUCCAACCAACAAGCGAAAAAGAUUUCCUAUUUUUCGUGCAAGUUCAAGACGUGACCGUAGACGAAGCAUCUAUCUUGGAAAAGAUGGACAUGAAUGGUACACCACAGCGCGGGAGAGGCCAGCAGAUCAUCAGCGCAAUGUAAAAACGUUUUUACCUGGUCCCAUCGGAGAAGCAAAAUCCGUGAGAAGUCCGCUCGAUGCAUGGUCUCUACUAUUUAGUGACGCGUUAUUGGAAAAAGUGGUUCAUUACACCAAUCAAGAAAUAAAGCGGUAUCGUGACACUAAGGAAAGUGAGGCUGUCUCACAAGCGACGUAUGCAGAUGUGGACCUAUGUGAACUGAAGGCUUUCAUUGGAGUUCUGUACCUUUCCGGUCUACAGAAAACUGCAAGUACGCCAUUAGAAGAUAUGUGGUCCCAUGACUUUGGGCCUGUCCUUUACCGCUGCACGAUGUCACGCAACAGAUUUACAUUUCUCCUGAAAAUGCUUCGCUUCGACGAUAAAACGACAAGAUCUACACGUAGAGAGACGGACAAGUUUGCACCGAUCCGUGAGAUUUGGGAGGAUUUCAUCUCUAAAUGUACUAGUUUUUAUUGUCCAGACACGUAUUGCACUGUUGACGAACAGUUUAUUUCUUUCCUAGGACGAUGCCCUUUCAAAGUCUAUCACCGUGCAAAACCAGAUAAAUAUGGCAUUAAAAUCGUGAUGCUCAAUGACUCGAGGACUUUUUACAUGUACACCGCAGAACCGUACGUGGGAAAAGUUCAAAAAGAAAACAUUGAAACCGUACCGUCUUAUUACAUUCGGAAAUUGACAGAACCUCUGCACGGAACCUCGCGUAACAUAACUUGCGACAACUGGUUCUCGUCUACAGAAAUUUUCGAUAGAAUGUUGUCACAACAUUCCAUCACGAUGGUAGGCGCACUCAGAAAGAAUAAACGUCAAAUUCCUCAACACUUCCAUGCUGCGGACCCUGUGUAUUCGUCACAAUUUCUCUUCGAUGGAACAAAGACGCUGGUGAAAUAUACACCGAAGAUAAACAAAUUUGUGUUGCUCUUGUCUUCUUUGCACUGGCAGGCAGAAGUUGAUCAGCAGACGCUAAAGCCUAGCAUUAUAUCAUUUUACAAUGAUACCAAGGGAGGUACCGAUUGUUUCGAUCAAAUGUGCCACGAGUACACCACAGCAAGGAACACCCUUCGGUGGCCUAUGCGUUUCUGGUACGGAAUGCUCGAUCAAGGAGGAAUCAACGCGUUGAUCUUGCACAAUUUCAACACUGAAAAUCCAAACCUGGUUCGAAGAGAAUUUUUGAAACAACUUGUUAGAAGUCUCAUUGAACCACACUUACGGGUACGACUGUGUGUGCCGAACCUCCGUCGCGAUUUGCGUGUCUCGAUGGAGGCUAUGGUAGAGAUUCAAGCACCACCACCAAGGAAUCCCCCAAAUACAAAAAAACUUGCACGCUGUAGCUUUUGUCCGAGGGCAGCCGACAGAAAAGUUAAAACGUAUUGUGAACGCUGCCGUCGUGCAAUUUGUGACGGGCAUAGAAUAACCCUGUGCUGUUCUUGCACAGAAACUGAUUAAAACUUUGUAAAGUUUUUGUCGA